AUGUCACCCGACAGAGGCAGCGAAGCCGAUGCGCCCUCGCAACGGCCUCAUCAUGCCACCGAUGGAAUGCGUCUGCUGCCCGAGGGUCGGCACUUUACGGUGCGCGGCGUCGCCGUCGGACUUCUGGUUGGCCUCGUCAUCUGCUUCUCCAACAUGUACUUUGGCCUGCAGACGGGCUGGGUCUCCAUGAUGACCAUGCCGGCGAGUCUGCUGGGCUUCGGUAUCUUCCGCACCCUGGCGCCGCAUCUCAAGUUCCCGUUUAGCCCGGUUGAGAACGUCCUGGUUCAGUCCGUUGCCGGCGGCAUGGCUAUCAUGCCACUCGGCUGCGGCUUUGUCGGCGUGUUGCCGGCUAUGGAGUAUCUGCUCAGCUCGGAGGAGCAAGGGCCCAUAUCCUUGAGCCUAUGGAAGCUCAUGGUCUGGUCACUGGGAUUGUGUUACUUCGGCGUCGUCUUUGCCGUCCCUCUCCGGCGCCAAGUCAUCAUCAGGGAGAAACUCAAGUUUCCGAGCGGCUUCAGCACAGCCGUGCUUAUUGGUGUGCUUCACGGGAAGAACCAGCCCAAGGGCGGCAUGGUGCUGGAUCCGUCCAGGGCGGACACCUUCGGCAGCCUCGCGCUGGAGAACCGACCUCUUCUCGAGUCCGAGGAUGCCAACGACGGUAAUGAGACAACUCCAGCCCCAGCUACGACAGCUGAUGAAGAAUCGCUGGCACAGCCGUACAGCUGGGGGGCAAACAUCAAGUUGCUUCUCAUUACUUUUGGCAUCUCGGGGUUUUACACACUUUGUACGUACUUUUUCCCCGUGCUGCGGAGUCUGCCUAUUUUUGGCACUUAUGCCGCCAGUACCUGGCUCUGGGAUCUCAACCCGAGCCUUGCCUAUGUCGGUCAAGGAAUAAUCAUGGGGCCGGCAACAACGUUGCAUAUGCUGUUGGGGGCGGUGGUUGGCUGGGGCAUUCUGUCACCGCUUGCCAAACACAUGGGAUGGGCACCCGGCCCCGUGAGCGACUGGGAGACCGGCAGUAAGGGCUGGAUUGUGUGGGUUUCCCUGGCCAUCAUGCUCGCAGACUCCGUUGUUAGCUUGAGCUACAUUGCCUUCCGGCCGUUGGUCCAAAACGCACCCUCUUACGUAGCGUCUGUCCGGCAGAAGCUUCAGCACGGUUCUGUCAAGGGUCUCUUCCGUUCUCAGUCGACUGGCUACACAGCUGUGAGAAUGAGCGAGGAUGACCCAAGAGACUCUACCGCCGGACGCAAUUCGCUCUCGCAGCUGCUUCCAAACCCCACGUUCCAGCAGGACGACGACCAUGAGCUGAGAGAAUGGGAUCAAGAUGAUGCGCCGCCCGAGCAACUUGUUGGCAGCAAAACCGUGAGCAUUGGACUGGUCCUCUCCAUCCUCAUCUGUGUGGCCAGCAUUCACAUCACGUUUGGCGACCUUGUGCCUCUCUACGCAAACAUCAUUGCGAUUCUAAUGGCCCUCGUGCUGAGCAUCAUGGGCGUGAGGGCGCUCGGAGAGACGGAUCUGAACCCCGUAUCCGGAAUCAGCAAGCUGGCGCAGCUGUUCUUUGCCCUUAUAAUACCGCAAUCAAACAAGGCCAGCGUGCUUAUCAAUUUGGUCGCCGGCGCGGUCUCGGAAGCCGGAGCCUUACAGGCCGGCGAUCUCAUGCAGGACCUCAAGACGGGGCAUCUCCUAGGUGCGGCACCGAAUGCGCAGUUCUGGGGCCAGGUCAUUGGCGCCACGGUGGGCGCCGUCGUAAGCGCCUUGAUCUACCGUCUCUACACGGCCGUGUACCAGGUCCCCGGAGACCUCUUUCAGGUGCCCACGGCGUACGUAUGGAUCUUCACGGCACGUCUCGUUACGGGACAAGGUCUGCCGCCUCUGGCUCGGGAAUGGGCCAUUGGCGCGGCCGUCCUCUUUGCCUUUUUGACUGCCCUGCGCACCAAGGGCCUGGGCAAGUCGUGGCAGGUAUACGUCCCAGGCGGUAUCGCUGUGGCUAUCGGCAUGUACAACGUCCCGUCCUUUACUCUCGCUCGGACUAUUGGCGGCCUGGUGAGCUGGUACUGGAGACAGCAUCUGAAGAGGGAGGACACGCCAUUGAUCGUGUUGGCUUCUGGAUUCGUUCUCGGAGAAGGCUUUCUGAGCAUCGUCAACCUUAUCCUGCAGAGCGCUCGGGUCCCACAUUUAUAG
Molecule: messenger RNA, 2178 nt
Organism: Pestalotiopsis fici W106-1
Lineage: Eukaryota; Fungi; Ascomycota; Sordariomycetes; Amphisphaeriales; Sporocadaceae
Exons: 5
Coding region: 1-2178 (725 amino acids)
Cellular component (GO): fungal-type vacuole membrane
Molecular function (GO): oligopeptide transmembrane transporter activity
Source: RefSeq, a predicted model, not a curated record